Molecule: messenger RNA, 5367 nt
Organism: Owenia fusiformis
Lineage: Eukaryota; Metazoa; Annelida; Polychaeta; Sabellida; Oweniidae
Source: the annotation of a GenBank genome assembly
AUCUCAAAAGUUUUCAGAAAAGUUACACGGAUCAGUCUUCUGGAUUAUUUGUCAGGAUUCUAUGGAUUAAUUCAUUCAGAAUGAAACUGAUCUGCCUAUUGCUGUUGCUUACUAUACAGGGCACAGUUGGGUUCUGUCCAAGUAGAUGCCUCUGCUUCAGGACUACCGUGAGAUGCAUGUUUCUGCAACUGGCCAGAAUCCCCAAAGUUCCCCCAGAAACAACAAUCUUAGAUCUGAGGUUCAACCAUAUAAAAGACAUUCCAGUAGGGACGUUCAGAGGUCUACCGAAGCUCAACACAUUAUUAUUGAACAACAAUCAGCUCACUCGCAUCCAUCCAAAUACCUUCACAGGCCUCUCAGAACUACGAUACCUAUAUUUAUAUAAAAACAAGAUCCAUACAUUGGAGCCAGAUGCAUUCAGUGGCUUAGAAAAACUGGAACAAUUGUAUAUACAUUUCAAUGAAAUUGAAGAGUUAGAGUCAGACACCUUCGCAAAUCUACCAAAUCUUGAAAGAUUGUUUUUACAUAACAACAAGCUGAAGAGAUUACCCAGGGGUGUUUUCUCCCACAUAGGGUCCCUAAGGCGGCUUCGACUGGAUAGUAAUGCCCUGAUAUGUGACUGUCAGAUGAUGUGGUUGGCUGAGAUGAUAAAAAAGAACCGUGGUAACACUCAAGCUGCUGCAACUUGUGAAUACCCUGUAUCACUGAAGGGGAAGACUAUACAGAGUGUUCCAACAGAUGACUUCCAUUGUAAGAAGCCCAGAUUCCUGACAGAGCCAACUGAUAUUGCAGUGACAUUUGGUCACACUGCCCACUUUCAAUGUAGGGCAGAUGGGGAUCCUGCACCUGAAAUCAUAUGGCUCAAAAACAGCAAUGAGAUUGUAACAAAUAGCAUAGAGAGUCGCUACAAGAUCCGCUCAGAUGGCACACUGAUGAUUGAAGACACUACCGAAUAUGACCAGGGUGUAUAUGAGUGUGUCGCAAGGAAUCUUGCAGGAGAGGUGAAAGCAGUUGGAGCAAAGCUACGUUACCUAAGUGAUCCAGCGGUUAAUCGUAAAGAGCGACCUGCUUUCGUUACUCGUCCCAAUGACCUGAACAUUGUACAAGGACUCAACAUAAGACUGGAGUGUUCAGCCAGAGGUACACCACCCCCAGAGAUUACAUGGACCAAGAAUGAUCUCCCCUUACCCAGGAAUAGGAGAAUCUCAGCCAGCCCCCAGGGCAUCUUGCAGAUUAUAAAUGUCCAGUUUGAAGACAGAGGGAUCUACCGCUGUACUGCAUCUAACAACAUAGAUACGCUACAUACAACAGCUCGGGUCUUGGUUCAAGUUAAACCAACCCUCACUGAGAAGCCUAGAGACCAAACUAUCAUAGAGGGUCAUGGAGUACAGUUUGUUUGUCGUCCUGAGGGUCAUCCCAACCCUGUCAUAACAUGGACCAAAGAUGGUGAUCCAAUUCCUGAUUCAGGAAGGCAUAGAAUUACAAGUGCCGGGGCUGUUUUGAAGAUAGAUCAGGUCACUAGUGAAGAUGAAGCCAUCUACAAGUGUCUGGCAGUAAAUAUAGCAGGAAGGGCUGAUGCUGCUGCCCAACUUCGUGUCAGACCUACAGUACCUCCUCAAUUCACCCGAAUUCCCUCAAACACUCAAAUACAUGCCCUAACCCACCUCCUGCUAGAAUGUGCUGCCAGUGGUGACCCACAGCCAACCAUCCGCUGGAAGAAAGAUGGUCUCCUAGUCCCACAGAACCGACGUGUCAUUACCUCACAGAGUGGAGAUCUCACAAUAUUUAACAUAACCACAGAUGAUGGUGGGACCUAUGAGUGUGAAGCUGAAAAUAGCGGUGGUUUUGUUUCUGCACCUGCGAGAGUGUAUGUACUUGGUAAUGAAAUUCCAUUUGAUGGCGAUGUGUUUGUUCGGAAUGCAAUUGAUGAAGCUAUCAACAAUGUUGACAAUGCUAUCAAUCAGACUAAACGUGAACUACAUGAUCGUACAAGGAAAAGGACCCCUCAAGACCUGUUGGCCUUAUUCCGCUACCCAUCCAACAAUGCCCAGCAACUAGGGAGGGCUGCUGAAGUGUAUGAGAGAACUCUAGAGCUUAUAUAUAACCAGGUGCACGAAGCUAAGACAAAUUACAAUGUAUCUGGAUCAAAAAUGCGCUUUGAAGACAUCAUCUCUCCAUCUCAUCUGAAUUUGAUUGCCAAUAUGUCAGGGUGUCAGACUCACCGUCAAACUGUGGACUGUCGAGAUAUGUGCUAUCAUCAGAAGUACAGGACACUUGAUGGUACAUGUAAUAAUCUGCAGAAAACAAUGUGGGGUUCCUCAUUAACACCAUUGAAGAGACUACUGAGACCUCAUUAUGACAAUGGAUUCAGCACACCAGUAGGAUGGAAUCGAACUAAGCUUCAUUUUGGCCAUCCAAAACCCAGCGCUCGUCUCAUCUCCACUCAGAUUGUGUCAGCCUCUCGUGUAGAGCCGGAUGAACAAUAUACACAUAUGUUGAUGCAAUGGGGUCAGUUCCUUGACCACGAUAUGACCUUCACCCCUAUGGCUGUCAGUAACGCUCAGUUCAGUAAUGGAGCUCAUUGCAAUGAGACAUGUGAAAAUGUUUCUCCAUGUUUCCCAAUUAAUGUCCCGCCUCAUGAUCCAAGGAUCCAUCGACAUCGAUGCAUGGGUGUUACUCGGUCCAGUGCCAUCUGUGGAUCAGGGAUGACAUCAGUAUUCUUCCGGAAUGUUCAUCAUAGAGAACAAAUGAACCAAAUCACUGCAUUUAUUGAUGCAUCAAAUGUGUAUGGAAGCUCUGAGGAAGACUCUCAUGAUCUCAGGGAUCUAUCGUCAGAACGUGGAUUAUUGAGAACUGGCUUGAUUCUAAAUAAUGGGAAACAUCUAUUACCUUAUAAUGUUGAUGCCCCAGUUGACUGUCAGGUGGACCCUAACAAUGCUCAUAUUCCUUGUUUCCUGGCUGGGGACCAUCGUGCCAAUGAGCAGCUAGGUUUGCUCUCUAUGCAUACUAUAUGGAUGAGGGAACACAACCGUGUGGCUACUGAGUUACUCAGACUUAAUCCACAUUGGGAUGGUAACAUGUUGUUUCACGAGGCUAGGAAAAUAGUAGGUGCUCAGAUGCAACAUAUAACAUACAAUGAGUGGCUUCCAAAGAUCCUAGGAACUAAUGGUAUGGAACAGCUAGGGGUAUACAAGGGCUACGAUCCAACCAUUGACCCAACUAUUUCAAAUGUAUUUGCUACUGCUGCAUUUAGAUUUGGGCAUACACUGAUCAACCCAUUUAUAUAUCGGCUGAAUGCAACAUUCCAGGAAACCAGGGAGGGACAUCUCCCCUUACACAAGGCAUUCUUUGCACCAUUUAGGAUUGUUGAAGAGGGUGGCAUUGAUUCAAUAAUAAGAGGUAUGUUUGGAGUAGGGGCUAAAAAGUUCAAACCAGACAAUCUUCUGAACACAGAGCUAACGGAGAAGCUGUUCAAACUGGCCCAUGCUGUGGCUCUAGAUCUGGCUGCACUUAACAUCCAACGAGGACGGGACCAUGGACUCGCUUCAUAUAAUGAAUGGAGAAAAUUUUGUGGCCUUUAUGAAGCAGAAACAUUUGAUGACCUUGCCCCUGAGAUACAAGACAAUUAUAUAAGGCGCAAACUAGCAGAUAUAUAUGGUCAUCCAGGAAACAUUGAUCUUUGGUUGGGAGGUCUGGUGGAGGACUCCUUAGAUGGAAGUAUGUUGGGACCAACCUUCCAAUGCAUCUUACAGGACCAGUUUAGGAGAAAUAGAGAUGGGGAUAGGUUUUGGUAUGAGAACCCCGGUGUUCUGAAGCCUGGUCAAUUGACUGCUAUAAAGCAAACUUCUCUGGCACGUGUCUUAUGUGACAAUGGUGAUGAUAUUAAGAGGGUCCAGCGAGAUGUAUUUAAGAGAGCUGACAUUAGACAUGAAUACAAGGAUUGUGAAGAACUCCCAUAUGUAGACUUAAAACUUUGGACUGAUUGUUGCCAUGAAUGCAGCAAAUCAGGAGAGUUCAACUCUAUAACCAGUCAAAUAUAUCGCAAGAAACGAUCUCUAGAAUACAGUUUUCCGGAAGAUUCUCCACAAAAUGUUCAAUCUGAUGUUCCUUUCUCAAUAAAACUCACAAACAGAACAUUUACAAGGUCCAAAAUAAAGGAGCAUAAAAAACCUGUGAAGCAAGAUAACAAUAUGCCAAGUAUUAACAUUGAUAUGCCAAAUCUGGACAAUGAUAUGCCAAAUAAACUGAGUGGCUCUCAGGUUGACUUAAUUGAUGCCCGUAUAGAGGGUAUGGAGACAGUCAUGGGAGACAUGCAAAAACAAAUUAGAAAGUUACAUAAAAAGGUCAAAAAAUUGGAGAAAAAAUUACGAGUGGAAGAAACUUCAUGCCUAGAUGACCAAGGCAAGAAGCGAGCAGAUCGGGAACGGUGGAAGGUUGAUGAUUGCCAGAAGUGCAUAUGCAAAUAUGGUAAAGCAGAGUGCAGCAUAGAGAAAUGUCAUCCAGUAAAGUGUGACUAUCCAAUUUACCUACCUGGCAAGUGCUGUCCUAUCUGUUAGUCAUCCUCCCUUUGACAUGGACCAUAUUUGAAUAUGGCGAGAUAAAUGUGAUCAAUCAACUAUGCAAGGAUGGGUACAACAAUUGUAUCCUGAACUCAUUAACCAUUAUUGGUUGUACAUUAUCUAUAUAAUCAACUCAUAUCAUUCUAAUAUAGUGUCAACACCAAUUCUGCAGUAAGCUUAAAGAUAAAUGAGUACCAGCUCAAUAGUGUGACACCUCUACUCAAAACUGAACGAUAACAUUUCACCAGCAUAUUCACAAUAGGACACUUCUACUUUGACCAUGGAUAUAGAUCUACUUCUCAUAACCUUAGCGACAGUGAGAUGGUCUACUUCUCAUUACCAUAGCAACCAUGAGAUACCUCUAGUAAUCUUCAAUUUAGCAACUACAAGAAACAUUUGCACAUUAACAUAGCGACAACCAUGAGAUGCAUCUUCUCAUCAAGAUAGCGACCAUAAGACCAAAAUUGUGGUUUAAUACAAAGAGAAUAGUUGAAACUCUAUCGUCAGAUUUUUACUGAAUCUUUGUUUCCUGAAAUACCUCAAUUUCCUAGUCUUAUUUUCCAUGGAAAUCCAUGACCAGUGUGAGAUUUUACUUAACAACAAAAUACAUGAUGUACAGUAAAAUCUGUCUAAUCUGAACAGGUGGCAGAUGUUCUUCUUUUGAGUUUUUUUAACAUGGAAGUCUAUAGUCUAGGUAGACUAAAAAAGGGGGACUGAAAAAAGCAUAUUUUAUGAUAUCCAGAUUAUGUUAAGAUUAAAUAGGUGUUCAGAUAUACAGGUUUUACUGUAUGUCACUUCAUCCAUGGUA